Hordeum vulgare subsp. vulgare (domesticated barley) is the source of this 1704-nucleotide messenger RNA. Its product is annotated as amino acid transporter AVT3B-like. Gene Ontology annotation, biological process: amino acid transmembrane transport. NCBI's taxonomy places the organism in Eukaryota, Viridiplantae, Streptophyta, Magnoliopsida, Poales, Poaceae. The coding region runs from base 195 to 1457 and encodes 420 amino acids. Gene Ontology annotation, molecular function: amino acid transmembrane transporter activity. Gene Ontology annotation, cellular component: vacuolar membrane. The transcript has a single exon. The record is from RefSeq and is a predicted model, not a curated record.
AUUCCCCCCAAAAGAAAGUCCACGGCAUCUAGUUGGCCUUUACAAAACGGCAGCAGUCACGAACGAGCUUCUGCCCCCAAAUCCCCAAUUUCCUGGGCACCCAACACGUCACUGUAGUAGGCUCAAUCGCCUCGAGCAACGAGAGAUCUCCCCGGCUAAUCCGACUCUGCGCUCGAUUCGGGUCCUCGCCCGCCAUGGGGUUCGACAAGGAGGCGAGCUCCUCGUCCUCCGGCCUCGACGCGGCGGCGCUGCUGCCGAAGCACCGCGGUGGCGCGCGCCUCUCGUCGCAGCCCAAGACCUUCGCCAACGUCUUCAUCGCGGUGGUCGGGUCGGGCGUGCUCGGCCUCCCCUACACCUUCUCCCGCACGGGCUGGGCGGCGGGCUCCAUCCUGCUCCUCGCCGUGGCAGGCCUCACCUUCCACUGCAUGAUGCUGCUCGUCGCCUGCCGCCGCCGCCUUGCCGACGAGCACCCCAAGAUCGCCAGCUUUGGGGACUUGGGAGCGGCCGUGUACGGCGCCGCGGGCCGCCACACCGUCGACGCCAUGCUCGUGCUCAGCCAGGCCAGCUUCUGCGUCGGCUACCUCAUCUUCAUCGCCAACACCUUGGCGCACCUCCACCCCAUCGGGGACCCGUCCGCGUCCUCCCCUCUCCUCACGGCCAAGGCGCUCUUCAUCUGGGUCAUGCUGCCGUUCCAGCUGGGGCUCAACUCCAUCAAGACGCUCACGCUCCUCGCGCCGCUCAGCAUCUUCGCCGACGUCGUGGAUCUCGGCGCCAUGGGCGUCGUGCUUGGCCAGGACGUGUCCACGUGGCUGGCCGAAAAGCCCCCCGUGUUCGCCUUCGGGGGCCCCGCCGAGAUUCUCUACGGCAUCGGCGUCGCCGUCUACGCGUUCGAGGGCAUCGGCAUGGUCCUGCCGCUGGAGGCGGAGGCCGCGGACAAGCGCAAGUUCGGCGGCACGCUCGGGCUGUCCAUGGUGUUCAUCGCCGUCAUGUACGGGCUGUUCGGCGCCAUGGGCUACCUCGCCUUCGGCUCGUCCACGCGGGACAUCAUCACCACCAACCUCGGCGCUGGGUGGCUCUCUGUCACGGUGCAGCUCGGCCUCUGCAUCAACCUUUUCUUCACCAUGCCGGUGAUGAUGAACCCGGUCUAUGAGGUCGCCGAGCGCCUGCUCUACGGCAAGCGCUAUGCCUGGUGGCUGCGCUGUAUACUGGUCGUGUUCGUGGGGCUCAUGGCGAUGCUGGUGCCCAACUUCGCCGACUUCCUCUCGCUCGUCGGGAGCAGCGUCUGCGUCUUGCUCGGGUUCGUGCUGCCGGCCGCAUUCCACAUCAAGGUGCUGGGCGCCGAAAUCAGGUGGCCUGCGCUCAUCGCCGACGUGGCUGUCAUCGUCAUCGGCCUGGGGCUCUCUGCGUCCGGGACAUGGACGUCGCUCGCGCACAUGUUUGGUGCUUCCAACGCCUAAGCAUCGACAAGGACACGGAUGCUCCGCCAGUUCAGCUGCCAUUGUUGAGUUGGGCAUGGGUAGUAUAUGGUCCCCUGCAUUUGGAUACUUGCAUUGCUUGUAAACAUGAGGCAAAUGGCAUAGGCCCUCACGGUAUCCCACGGGCAAAUCUGUAUUGUAGAUGUCGCAAGGAUCAAGCGACCACAACCAAUCUGUGUAUUGUACCAGAGUAUUUAUGUUACUGUGCAAGAUAUUCUUUUUGUCUAAA